Messenger RNA from Hibiscus syriacus, 718 nucleotides. RefSeq names its product NHP2-like protein 1. Gene Ontology annotation, cellular component: U4/U6 x U5 tri-snRNP complex; nucleolus; box C/D methylation guide snoRNP complex. The transcript is spliced from 5 exons. The record is from RefSeq and is a predicted model, not a curated record. Gene Ontology annotation, biological process: maturation of SSU-rRNA; ribosome biogenesis; mRNA splicing, via spliceosome. Gene Ontology annotation, molecular function: RNA binding. The coding region runs from base 85 to 471 and encodes 128 amino acids. NCBI's taxonomy places the organism in Eukaryota, Viridiplantae, Streptophyta, Magnoliopsida, Malvales, Malvaceae.
UCUCUUAAACCCUAAAUUUUAUUAUCCCUCCCUACAAAAACCCUAGCCUCUUCUCCCACUUCGCAAGCCUCAUUCUACACCAAAAUGAUGGGAGAACCAGUGAAUCCCAAAGCCUACCCGUUAGCCGAUGCUCAAUUAACGACCACGAUUUUGGAUCUUGUUCAACAAGCUGCUAACUACAAGCAGCUCAAAAAGGGAGCAAACGAAGCAACUAAGACCUUAAACAGAGGUAUAUCGGAGUUUGUUGUCAUGGCUGCCGAUACUGAGCCCCUUGAGAUUCUGUUGCAUCUCCCUUUGCUUGCUGAAGAUAAGAAUGUUCCGUAUGUAUUUGUUCCCUCAAAGCAAGCACUUGGUCGAUCAUGUGGGGUAACAAGACCCGUAAUCGCCUGCUCUGUCACAACAAAUGAAGGAAGCCAAUUGAAAUCGCAAAUACAACAGCUCAAGGAUGCCAUCGAAAAGCUCCUAAUCUAAAGAUAUUAUGUUACUCGAAUUCGGUGUGAUAGGCCUCUUGGAAUGUGGUGGUUGUUCUUUAGAGGCUUUGACUGAUGAAGUCGUGCCACCAUCGGUUUUUUAGUGUUUGACCUUUAAAAAAAAUGCAUUUGUUGUGUUCUAUUAUGUUUUCUUAUGAACCAAGGAAAAAGAUUAAUCUGGAAUUGAUGUUCAGCUCAACUUAGUAUGAACGAUGUUAUCAAUCUUGUUUUACUCAGAACUUGUUGAA